This is a messenger RNA of Striga asiatica, 537 nucleotides long. NCBI's taxonomy places the organism in Eukaryota, Viridiplantae, Streptophyta, Magnoliopsida, Lamiales, Orobanchaceae. The record is from the annotation of a GenBank genome assembly.
AUGUUACCGGUGAAGGUACUUACUUGGUUAAACAAGCGGAAGAUGCUGCAAGCAACAAGAAGGCUGAAAAGAAAGAUGUUGUCGGCUUGCAGGAACAGGCUCUUAAGGAAGCUUUUGAAAUCUUCUGCAACAAGGGCGUUGCUGGAAAUUCCAGCGCCGAUCUUCUUGCAACGUUUUGUGACAACAUUCUCAAGAAAAGGUGGAAGUGAAAAAUUGAGUGACGAAGCUAUUGAAGACACUCUGGAGAAGGUCGUUAAACUUCUUGCAUACAUCAGUGACAAGGAUUUAUUUGCAGAAUUUUACAGGAAUAAGCUUUCACGCCGCCUGUUGUUUGAUAAAAGUGCUAAUGACGAAAAUGAAAGAAGUAUUCUGACAAAGUUGAAGCAGCAACAUGGUGCCCAGUUUACUUCAAAAAUGGAGGGAAUGGUCACAGAUUUGGCUCUAGCUAGAGAGAAUCAAGUUAGCUUUGAGGAAUACCUCACCAAUAACUCACAUGCUAGUCCAGGCUUUGACUUGACAGUUACUGUCCUCACCACG